AUGCGCAUCUUUGGGAGGGAGCUCUUAAGGCAUCUGCUCCAGCCGAGCGGUGUCGCUCGAGUUUCCAAGCCCAGGGGUGGGCCGGGCCAGUCCCUGCGCCGCGGCGCUUUGCCCGCGGUUUGCCCUUGCCCGUGCGCGGCCGCGCAUUCUGCGGCUCGGUUGGCCCUCCGGCCACCCCCUCGGCGAGGCCCUUCUCUUUACUGUGGUAAUAGUGACAUUCAGCGGGAAAGGCCAGCUCAGACAGCACUGCGCCCGGCUCCCGCGGCGCAGGAGGGUCGGCCCGCCCGCGCGGCCGCGCGCACCUUGCACCCCCUACCCUGCGGGGGGGCGGGCAGCAGGCGCGCUCGCCGGGUCCGUCCCGUCGCCGCCCGCCGCCGGAGCAGCCCCCCCAGCCACCGCCCGGGCUGGCCUGCGGGGUUCCGGCGAGACCUCUCCCCUCUGGCUCUUGCGCAAGGAAAGGACGGAACCAGCGCUGCGGAAGAGACCCUGCCUCACUGCUCGUAUAUGGCAAAGUUUCUCGCCGAGCUCCUGGGCUGCACGUUGCCGAGCAAGGGCGCCUCUCCCAUGUUUGAGUCCAAAAGUCACUCCCGGGUUGGCCUGAAAUCAAGCACCAAGCAAAAGACCACCAUUUUCAGCACAUUGACCAAUGAGAAGUCCUUAUCUGACUGCAAAAAGGACUUGCUUCAGCCUUCAGAAGAGCAAGGAGUGCAUCUCACUGACUCUACAAGCAUUUAGGAUGAUUUAUUCUUUUCAACCCUGAUAACUCCCAAAUUCGUCUUGCAAAAAAGGAAAGGUGACCAGUUUCCAACAGAUCACGGUGUCUCUACUUCCUCUAUUGUGCCUCAGUGUGUUCAGUAAGGCCCUAAGA
Choloepus didactylus (southern two-toed sloth) is the source of this 868-nucleotide messenger RNA. RefSeq lists its product as uncharacterized. The transcript has 5 exons. The record is from RefSeq and is a predicted model, not a curated record. The coding region runs from base 1 to 735 and encodes 244 amino acids. NCBI's taxonomy places the organism in Eukaryota, Metazoa, Chordata, Mammalia, Pilosa, Megalonychidae.